CACAGACAAACAAACAGACAGACAAGCACCACCCUCACCACCAGCCCAAAGCAGCACAACAGUAACAACAACUCUUAAACAACCAAACGUCACAAAAAUACAUUCUUUCAUCUUGUUUCGGCAACAACAACAACAACAGCAACAACAACAGCACAGCCCUGGGCGAAACAUUCAGGGCCCAGAUGACUUCCCUAUAUUGGAUGACUGAAAAUUUGUCAACACUGUGGCCCGAUGGCUGUGAAAACAUUGAGAGAAUGGAGCGGGUGGAGCCUAUUCUGAAGUUCUGCGUGGGGCCAACUCUCCUCCACUGGGCGGCAUCAAAGGGCUACCAUGACCUGGUGGUUGACCUCCUUGUUCGGGGCUUGUCUGUGGAUGCUUGUGACCGGUUGGGCCGCACUCCACUGGGGCUGGCCACCUUUGCCGGCCACUCUAGCACUGUCAGCACCCUGCUGCAGGAGAACGCCGCUCUCUCUGCUGAAGACAAGGACUGGAGAAUAAUAUCGCGUGAGGAGGUUGGUCUCUGCUUAGUUCGGGUCAUUGAAGAAACUGCCGUGUGUUCCUUUGACGCGGCGAGGUCAGAAUGCUUCACUCUGCUCUACCUGGCCGCCCAGCAAGGCUACCCGAACAUGAUGCAUUGGCUUCUGUCCCUGAAGGUAUCACCAGACGUACGUAACAACCAAGGCGAAACCCCGCUGUUUGUCACGAGCCUGGCAAUGCCCUCUUCCCCCCUUCACAUCACAAGGCACUGGGGUCAGGUCAGGUCAGGUGAACUUGAAAUCGUACAACAGCUUCCCCCCCACACAGGCCUACCAAGCACCAUAUGA
Messenger RNA from Scylla paramamosain (green mud crab), 824 nucleotides. RefSeq names its product ankyrin repeat domain-containing protein 23-like. The transcript is spliced from 6 exons. Gene Ontology annotation, molecular function: protein binding. The record is from RefSeq and is a predicted model, not a curated record. Lineage: Eukaryota; Metazoa; Arthropoda; Malacostraca; Decapoda; Portunidae. The coding region runs from base 183 to 824 and encodes 213 amino acids.